UUUCUUUCUAGAGUCUCUACAUAACAUUUCUUAUUGAAGAAUAUUGUAGGAAAGACAUCAAUGAUGUUACGUUUACUAUUAAUCCUUGCGGUAACCAGUCUGAUACAAGCAGCCCCGAACGAGAGAUUUGUCGAGGAGACGAGUCCCUCAAACGUAUAUAGAGUUGUGGAAGGCCCUUUAACUUGGAAUGAUGCUAAAGCCAAAUGUGAAGCUAUGGAUUGUAAACUAGCACAACCCAAAUCUGUGCAAGCAAACGAUGCUUUAAAGGCACUACUUGUCAAAGGUUAUUAUUGGCUUGGGAUAACCGAUCUGAACCACGAAGGGCGAUUCACUUACUACACAGACGAUCAAGACAUUGUAUACGAUAAUUGGAAUGCAGGAGUACCAAACAAUGGAAAUGGAACCGAGCACUGUGCUAAUGUAAUACUGCACUCGACUUUCAAUUAUUCAACAUGGUUCACCAGUAACUGUAGCGAAGUAAACGAAGGUGGAAUCUGCGAGUGUCGUACUAGUGGUGCAAGUGGUGAUCCUCAUAUGAGGACAUUCGAUGGGCGUGCAUAUACAUUCCAAGGCAUAUGUUGGUACACUCUGUUCAAGGACUGCACCGACAAGUCUCGUUUUGAUGUUACAAUCAUGUUUGAACCAAGAGAAGAUAGUACACCAGACCAAGUCAGAACACGAACGAUCGCAUUCAACGUAACUGUUGGAAAUCAAUACGCAAUCGUUAAUGGACUUGAUGUAACUACUGGAAGUACGGGUGGAAAGAUGACUGACGCAAAAGUUAUAACAAUCCAGCAAGAAGAUAAGAAUAUUAAACUGCACUUCACUUCAAAAAACACGACAUUCUCUUUUAAUUGGACUCUGAGAUUGCAUGCAUUGGAUGUAUCCUACAAUGGCUCGUUUUACAAAGGAAAAUUAUGCGGUCUGAUGGGUAAUGCAGAUGGUGAUACUCGCAAUGACUUUCAGAAUCCAGAUCGUAGCAUUGCCAAAGACGUUCUCGAAUUUGGUGAAAGCUGGAAAGUGAAUGACAAAAAGUGUUUCUAGGAAUUCUACAACUGACAAAAGGACAAUGGUUUUUAGAAAUCUAUAUUUUUCUGGUGAUGGCUAUAUAUGAAAUACACAACAAUUCUGAUAUUGCGAUUUGAAAUUUUACAGCAUGAGUAUAACCAAUGACACUAUCAACUCUUCGGGAAAUUAGUGGAUAUGUAAAAAAUGUAACAAGGUUAGUUAAUAAAAAGAUGUGGUAAAGCA
Messenger RNA from Saccoglossus kowalevskii, 1251 nucleotides. Its product is annotated as von Willebrand factor-like. The record is from RefSeq and is a predicted model, not a curated record. Lineage: Eukaryota; Metazoa; Hemichordata; Enteropneusta; Harrimaniidae.